Molecule: messenger RNA, 2850 nt
Organism: Hermetia illucens (black soldier fly)
Lineage: Eukaryota; Metazoa; Arthropoda; Insecta; Diptera; Stratiomyidae
Gene: GATAe
Product: GATA-type transcription factor SRE1
Exons: 6
Coding region: 943-2679 (578 amino acids)
Biological process (GO): negative regulation of transcription by RNA polymerase II; cell fate commitment; positive regulation of transcription by RNA polymerase II
Molecular function (GO): DNA-binding transcription factor activity, RNA polymerase II-specific; zinc ion binding; RNA polymerase II cis-regulatory region sequence-specific DNA binding
Source: RefSeq, a predicted model, not a curated record
UCUUGUCUAGGGAGACUCUGGUGUGGCGUUGCCUAAGGUCGGUGACCCGUGACUGCUACAAUCACGUCGCGUACUUUAUAAAAUGAUGCAUAAAGUUCUGAUAUGGAAGUGUUACUUAUUGUCACAAAACGAAAUCUCUGAGUUGAUAUGUUAACUUAUCUAGUCGUCACUAUCUAUUCUGAGAUAUUAGAAUUUUUACCCAACAAAAUGUUAAAACGAUAGGAAGGCCUCGAUAGGCAACGAUAAAUGCGGUUGUUGGUUGGAAAAGGAGGAAUUUUUGACAGUAACAGUUUCGGUGGAGUUUUAGUAACAUCCGCGUAACGGUUUUUUUUCAAAAACGAAAUCUAAAUUAGGAUAUGUACAUCCAGUGUCGGCAGUUGAUUAUGAAAGAAAGUGAAAGAUUAUUGAAGUGUUCAAGAAAGUUUAAACCUCCCUAUAUUGGCUUUCAGGCAGUGAAUAGUGAAUUCCCACAUCGUUUCCAUCCAAUAUGGCGGAAUCGAAAGAAGACCAUGCCAAAAUUCGGCAGCUCGAGUUUUUUUCUUGAAAUAUUUACGUGGUGUGUUUCUAGUCGUGCCGUUGUCUAGAUAAUAUCAAGGCAUUGAAUUUUAUUUCAAUUCAAGCACCCAAAUUGAGGUGACGACAAGUGUCUAGAUUGAUGUCGUGAUGUGGUGAAUUAUUCCCCCAACGCCAAUGACGAACUCCGAAUGCAAGGUUAAAAAUCCGUUUAUAUAAUGUGUGCUAUGAGUAUAUGAUCUCGAAAAUCAUUGGCUAACUGGGGCGAGAAAUUCUAAGCAAAACCUGGGAAAUAUGUCGCCGUGGAACAAUCAAACUCUGGCUACCUUAUAAUUCUUUGGAAUUAACUGCGGAUUGAGUGAUUUAUUGGCUGAAGAUCAACGUCCCUGAUAAGACAUGAGGCGCGUUAUCAGCAGUUUUUCUGGCUAAAUGGAAAGUCAACAGUCGCAGUCACAGGCGCAACCACAGCAACAAUCAGCCACACCAACAACAACCACCGCGGCGAUAGCGAACGAGAAGUGUGAACUGAAAAGUGAGCAAUUAUCACCUGAGGAGAACCUCCAGGCCAGUCCGGCACCGGCCAUCAAUCAUCAUUCAGCCGCCACAAGAAGAAUACUGACCACGGCGGGUACUUUGAGGGAUAUAAGUGAGCAGCAGGAGAUCGACGAAGAAUAUCAGCAAACAGAGUUCGUGCAAAUGGCUCCCAGGAAUGAAGAAGGACAUCAAACCUACACUACGUACGAAACCCUACCUCAGGGUGCUGUCAUCGUCUGCGAGGAAAAAAUCAAGACGGAAGAUGAUGAAAAAAUUGGAGAACAGUCCGGAAGUACUGCAACUGUCUAUCAAGAAGUUUCCACGCAAGGAUCAGCUAUUGAAGGACAGGAGCAGCAAACCACCACCUUACAGUAUGCCGUGGAUGCUUCCCAACACCAGCCUGUUCGAUUUCGGUACGAGAAUGCACCUCCACAGCAAAUUGUCUUUUACGAAAACGAAGUACGAAAUGACGCAGGUCCUGUAACGUCAAUAAGUGCGGCUGAAACUAGUCAACCUGAACCGAAAACUUUCACGAACCUGGGCACUGUUCAAACGUUGCAGCCUACAGACCAUAUUCAGGCUAUCGAUGGAUAUUCCAAUCACUCGAAUUACUCUUUGGCUCCUAGUCAAUUGUACAACAAUACAAAUGUGUUACUGUGCAAAAGUGACCCAACUUUGACGUCAGCUGUGCGUUCAAACGCUCACUUUGGAGGAACUGUAUAUGAUGUUGGCGGAGAGAGUUAUUGGUCUAAUGGGAAUAUGGAGUAUUCGACAACGAGUUACACUCAUGCUAUUUCCGAUGAAUAUUCACCAAACACUACACAAUGGACCACCUAUGAGCCUCUCUCUGGAACUCCAAGUACUGAGUACCGAUGUUCACAAUGCACGUCAGUUUUGAUGCGUCGUGAAAAUGGCGAAAUAUUCUGCCCUAGCUGCACAUCAGCUCUAAGGUUUCAAUCACACGGUCCUCGUGUAGUGUCACGACAGCAAAAGUCAAAAGCUUCGGCUUCGUCUACCAGUCGUAGGAAUGGGAUCACAUGUGCCAACUGCAAAACCUCAUCGACUACCCUGUGGCGUCGGAAUAACGAAGGUCAACCAGUGUGCAACGCCUGUGGAUUGUACUUUAAACUUCAUAAUACGAAUCGACCAAUGAGCAUGAAAAAGGAGGGAAUACAGAAACGAAAGCGGAAACCAAAGAAUAAUGGCAGCAGCGGUAUCAAGCCAACUAUUUCGGGAUAUCCACCCAAACUGCUGCCACCCAUCUACCCGUCACACUUACCAGCGCAUACCGGCAUUGUCCUAGCCAGUGGUCAUGACAUGCAUGACAUGGGAGUACAUGGUGGAAAUCACGUCGAUAUGGGCCAACCCCAUCCUGACAGCCAUGCAAUAAUCCUAACACGACAUCCCACUGGUGUGGUAACAAGUGAAAGCGCUUCCCAUCAGCAGGCUCAGCAGCAACAUACCCAUUCCAACCCUCAACAGAGUGAGUCCCCUCACUUGCCAACAUCGAACGUAUUGAGCCGGCACAUCACACAAUCGGUACCUCCAAUCGACGCUGGCCGAGGUCAAAAUGGCGAAAUAACAAGCGUUAUUACAAGUACAGGAAUUACUGAACGAUCAUCUAACUCUUAACGAAUUGAGUACAAAUUUUACCAUUACGUUGGAGAGAUGCCGAAGAGAAUGGUGCCAAAGUGAGAUGUAAAAUAGUUUUAGUUCAAUACGUCUGUAAAUAAGCUGUUUAUCCUUUAAGGUUUACUAUGAAAAACAAUGCAAUAAAAUUUAGCUAAUAAAAUUGGAAUUCCU